GGCAACCUGAGAUAAGGCAACAAGGUCGUUUAAGUCAUUCGUGUUCUGUGUGAACGUUCAAAACAUUGUGCUUGUUUUCGUAAUUUUAUUAAUAAAAAAAUCAAAAUGUGUGCUAAAAUGGCAUUUCAACACCAAGCUGGCACAGCUAUGGAAUGUCUGAGUAUACCUAUCACCUUGCAUAAGGAACGUGAUGGGGAUACCAUGCGAUGUGGCUUCAAAAUUGGGGGUGGAAUUGAUCAAGACUACCACAAGAGUCCCCAGGGCUACACUGAUAACGGAAUUUACGUAACAGAGGUACAUGAGUCCAGUCCUGCCUCUAAAAGCGGCCUACGUGUCCACGAUAAAAUCCUCCAAUGCAACGGCUACGAUUUUACGAUGGUGACUCACAAAAAGGCAGUCAGCUACAUCAAGAAACACCCAGUAUUAAACCUACUAGUAGCUCGGAAAGGUGUCACAUCAACAUAAAUAUUCUGUUUUUGAAUUAUGUAACUUUCAAUUUACUUUUAUAAUUUUUGUUCCAGUUACCAAUAAUUCCAAUAUUUUAAGUGAUUUAUAUUUAAGCAUAAAUUUUAUAUGUUUGAUACGAAAUAUAUAUCUGCGUUUUUAAUUAAUAGUAAGUUGUUAUUUUUGUAGUCGUAAGUUUUUAAUUUUUUAUUUUUAAAAGUCUAUGUGAAAUGUUUGCCUAUAGUUGCAAGCGACAUAUUUUGAGUCAGUAUUGCUAAGUGUAGCAUUGCAACAGUGUUUAACUUGCUUUGGAUUUGUAUUAGCGAAUCAGUGCGUAAAUAAAUCUAUGAGCAGAAGAA
Messenger RNA from Tribolium castaneum (red flour beetle), 803 nucleotides. RefSeq lists its product as uncharacterized. Gene Ontology annotation, cellular component: cell junction; basolateral plasma membrane. Gene Ontology annotation, molecular function: protein binding. The record is from RefSeq and is a predicted model, not a curated record. Gene Ontology annotation, biological process: receptor localization to synapse; receptor clustering; embryo development. The transcript is spliced from 3 exons. The coding region runs from base 106 to 465 and encodes 119 amino acids. Lineage: Eukaryota; Metazoa; Arthropoda; Insecta; Coleoptera; Tenebrionidae.